ACCCAUGCAUCCAUCUUCGUCCUCUCUCUAGUCUCUAAAUAUAAGCCGGCCUGUAGGCUCUAGCUAGCUGUAGAGUUCAUUGCAACCAUGACUGCUGAUAAGCUUGCUGCCUUGGUUGCGGUAGCAUUGCUCGGUUGUGUGGUGCACACAUGCCAAGCGAGCUACGGCUAUCCCAACCCAUUGCCGCCCAUCCCAAGCCCGACACCUCCUACGGCACCGGCGCUCACCCUGGACUUCUACAGCUAUUCCUGCCCUAAUGCGGAGGCAAUUGUCAAGGAAGCCGUAAGGAACGCCACAGACAACAAUCGCGGCAUCGGCGCCGGGCUCAUCCGCCUCUUCUUCCACGACUGUUUCGUCAGGGGUUGCGACGCCUCGGUUCUCCUAGACGCGACGACGGCCAACCCGGAGCCGGAGAAGCUUGGCAUUCCAAACUUCCCCAGUCUCCGCGGCUUCGAGGUGAUCGACGCCGCAAAGGCGAAGCUUGAGAAGGAGUGCGGUGGGAUUGUCUCGUGCGCUGACAUCGUCGCUUUCGCUGGGCGCGACGCCACCUUCUUCCUCAGCAACGGCGUGGUAGACUUCAAAAUGCCGGCUGGCCGCUACGACGGACGUGUGUCUUUCGCCAACGAGACCCUCCGCGACCUGCCCCCUCCCUUCGCCAACGUCACGGUGCUGGAGGCAAUGUUCAAAGCCAAGGGGCUCGACCUCGACGACAUGGUCACCCUCUCGGGCGCGCACACCGUUGGAAUCUCUCAUUGUUCGUCCUUCGCUGACCGCCUUCCAGCCGACCCGUCGGACCCCACGUCCAUGGAACCCGCGCUGGCUAGCUCGCUACAGCAGAGGUGCAGCCGUGGUGGUGACCCCGUUGUGGUGCAGGAUGUCGUUACCCCCCGUGACCUGGACAGACAGUACUAUCAGAACGUACUCGACCGUAAAGUGUUAUUCAAAUCGGACGCGGCGCUGCUGUCGCCGCAGACACUCAAGGCUGUGGAACACAACGCCAAGAACCCCGGGAAGUGGGAGCGAAAGUUCAAGGACGCAAUGGUUAAGAUGGGCAACAUCGAGGUGAAGACCAAGGCCAACGGGGAGAUCAGAAAGCAGUGCCGGUUCGUCAACUAGCGACCGGUUGAUGAGACAAACCCUUACUUCAUCUUGACUCCUGAAGCCGGAGACUGAUCAGAAUAAGCUCGUGCUUUUGUUCGUAUGUGUUAGCUUAAUUUCCGUUGCUGUUUAUUUGCUACCAAAAUUUGUAUUAUUGGUCCAUUUUUUGCUUCACAUCUCUAUCGAAAAUAUUGGUGUACUUUAUUAUGAGA
Messenger RNA from Triticum aestivum (bread wheat), 1310 nucleotides. Its product is annotated as peroxidase 2. Gene Ontology annotation, biological process: response to oxidative stress; hydrogen peroxide catabolic process. Gene Ontology annotation, molecular function: peroxidase activity; heme binding. The record is from RefSeq and is a predicted model, not a curated record. Lineage: Eukaryota; Viridiplantae; Streptophyta; Magnoliopsida; Poales; Poaceae. The coding region runs from base 88 to 1116 and encodes 342 amino acids. The transcript has 2 exons.